This is a messenger RNA of Acipenser ruthenus (sterlet), 785 nucleotides long. RefSeq names its product CMRF35-like molecule 8. The record is from RefSeq and is a predicted model, not a curated record. The transcript is spliced from 4 exons. The coding region runs from base 204 to 785 and encodes 193 amino acids. NCBI's taxonomy places the organism in Eukaryota, Metazoa, Chordata, Actinopteri, Acipenseriformes, Acipenseridae.
UCAUGCAGCAGAGUUGUGCAGCCCUGCUCUAGUGACAUGUCUGCUUUGCAUGCAGUGUUUUGGUCUGUUUCACACUUUGGUGUGGUGAAGCUGUACACAUAGCCAUUUAUAGAAUACAGUAGGUCAGUCAUUUCCUGUGGUAUUCUGAAAAGGGAAGUAUCUUUGCCCAGUUUAAAAUCAAAGGGGGAGCUGAGUAUCUAAAGAUGAAAGCCAUUGUUGAAGUCACCAUCUGUCUUAUUACAGUUUUAGGUUCUGUGAAGUCAGCUGAAGUAUUUUAUGGGAUUGAAGGUGGAAAUGUAAAGAUUGAUUGCACAUAUCAACAUGAAUAUAACGAGAAUGGAAAGUACCUGUGUCGUACUCGAUGGAUACCAAAUAAUGCACUAAUCAGCAGUGGUGAGCCUGAGACUAAGGGGAGAUUCUCUCUGUAUGAUAACCGAACAACGAGAGUCUUCACUGCGACCAUCACAGAGUUGACACAAAAAGAUGCCGGGACAUAUUACUGUGGAAUUGAUAUAAAGAGAAAUGUGGAUGAAUACACUGAAGUGGAAGUGACUGUCAAUAAAGCUCCGAAACCCCCCCCCACCACAACUCGUGCCACACGCUCAAGUACCACCUCUUCCACCACUACUGUGAAGGGGAACACAGACAAUGGACAAACAGGGGAUUGUACACCCAGCAGCCCUACAGCUGACACACACUCAGAAGCAACAGCCAAUGCUGCAACUGAGGAGAAAAUCACUGAAAAGGCUCCAGUCAAAACAGGUAUUUCAUUUGAUUUACUUUGA